This is a messenger RNA of Alternaria hordeiaustralica, 1086 nucleotides long. RefSeq lists its product as uncharacterized. Bases 1 to 1086 code for a protein of 361 amino acids. NCBI's taxonomy places the organism in Eukaryota, Fungi, Ascomycota, Dothideomycetes, Pleosporales, Pleosporaceae. The record is from RefSeq and is a predicted model, not a curated record. The transcript has a single exon.
AUGGGAGAUGGAAAUCAACAACCCCCCUCCAUCGACUGGGCCAGUGCGGACAUCACAACUAGCGCUGCUUUACAGUAUCCCCUCGUGCUGUCAUUAGCGGAGAAGCCAGUCGCGACAGUGCAGGUCCUCCUCCCCUUCGCCGAACCCGGCAAAGGGAUUGUCUAUACAGUGACCUCAGUUUCUCUACCCGGGGGACCACUGCAAACUUCAACGCUGAAUGUUGUUGCAGCUACAACUGCAACAUUCGACGGACUCAUUCUGUCCGUGGAUGGAAAGGCAAAUCCACCGCGUCUUCUAUAUCAGACGGCACAGAUUUCCACUACGGCCGCUCCAGCAACAUCACUUCCGGCCACAAGCGCAGCUGUUCCGCCAACUACAGCAGCAACGCCUGCUUCAACUAGCUCCCAAGCGACUAAGACUGGACCGUCAGAAUCCAUUUCUCCAGCCACGAGUGUCCCACUCUUACCCCAGAGUGAAGGCUCCGCCCUUUCGACAGGUGCGAUCGCCGGUAUCGCGAUCGGAUGCUUUGCCGCAGGUGCACUGCUCGCCGGAGCCAUUCUGUGGUUUUGCCGGCGCAGAAGAAGACAGCCCAAGAAUCAGUAUCCCCAAUCCGACACAUAUGCGUUGGCUUCGCAGGAAAAAGGGUUCUCCGCCAGUGCUAUACCGUUAGCCGGAAAACGAUCAUCUGUAGCUGCUCUGGGUGGUGGACUUCCUCAGCCCCUGGAAGACAAAGCCAUCUCUGGCGAUGUCUCGAAGAUAAGCAAUGCCAUCAAAAACCAUGUCCAGAGUUACUACCACACCAGCCGUGUCAACCCUGGUCUCAUCGACUAUGAGGAUCUUCACGCAAUAGGACCAGGUUUACCAGUCUCGGUAGGAACACUCACUACAUUGAUUGGAAAUGCUGCAACUAGAGAGAUUGCCCUAAGGUUCAUCAUCGCCUGGGUGAUCGUCUCGAAACUUCAACCCUCUAAAGAUCCCUCAAAGAGCCUCUUGCCGUCCGAAGUCGCGCAAUGUUACCAAGCCGUCGCGACUGGAGAUCGUGGCUAUCAAGGUAUGCGGCACAAGUUCCUUCGUCUCCUAGUAUAG